UUAAAAUUAUUUAAAUGUGAAUGUGUUUAGCGUGUGCAUAUACUUUAAAAUUAGUUUCCCUUCUUUACAUUGUAAUUGAUUACUUUUUUUACCAUAUACAGAAAACGACCUUGCCAUAAUGAAACAUACAGUAUUGAAGCUUCAUAACUUGUUUUAAAGCUAGUGAUCAAUUAUUAAUUCGUAUGUUUACAAGUAAUCGUUUGUUUAUAGUGCGCAGAAAAAUACUAAAUGAAAAGUGCGGCUAAUCACAGAAAAGCAAUUCAUAUUUUAAGUUUUACUUUAGACUAUUGGUUUACUAUAAAUUUAUAUGGAAAACAACAGGAAUAUUUAUGCUGAAAUGAAACCUUUGAAAUAUAGUUUGCUCAUUUCCCUAGUUAUGAGCUUUAUCAUAGUAUGGAAACUAGGCUCUAUAGAACAAGACAUAAAUAGAUUACAGUUGCUAAAAGAAGCAUUAGAAAUACAUAAAGAUGAACUACAACUUUCCCAACAGCAGUUGUUGGCAUUGGAAAAUCUUGAGAAAAAAGCUAAGAAAAUAAGUCUUCCAACUAUUUAUGCAAUAACUCCAACUUAUUGGAGGCAUGUACAAAAAGCGGAAUUGACUAGAUUAAGCCAAACAUUAAGACUGGUACCAAAUCUUCAUUGGAUUGUGAUUGAAGAUUCUGAGACCAAAACAGAUUUGGUGAGACAUUUACUGGCCGAAUCUAACUUACAUUACACACAUUUAAAUGCUAAAACUCCGCCAUUUGAACAGCUGAAGAAAAAUGAAAAGCGGUGGAAGAAACAUCGAGGUAUAGAACAAAGAAAUGCUGGAUUAGAAUGGCUGAGAAAUACAUUGACAACUAAUGAUAAGGGUAUUGUAUAUUUCAUGGACGAUGACAACACUUACAACGUAAAAGUAUUUGAAGAAAUGUCAAAAAUAAAUAAAGUUGGAGUGUGGCCAGUCGGAUUAGUUGGAGGAUUAAACGCGGAAGCCCCAGUCGUUGAAAACGGCAAAGUAGUCGCUUACAAAAGUGGUUGGAAGGUUGACAGACCGUUUGCCAUCGAUAUGGCCGGUUUUGCAAUAAAUUUAAAUUUAAUUUUAACAAAAACUGAAGCCAAAUUUCGUUAUGACGUUGAAAAGGGAUUGCAGGAGAGCGUGUUCCUCAGUUAUUUCACCACCAAAGAUGAAUUAGAACCAUUGGCUGAUAACUGUACCAAAGUUUACGUUUGGCACACCCGAACUGAAACGCCCACAGUAAAUGGAAAAAUUCAAGGAUUGGAAGUUUAGAAAACGUAUAUAGAGUAUUUGAAUUGAAAAUUGAUGUUUUAUAUCAAAAUCUGUAUUUAUUAUUAUUAAAACCAGAAAGGUGGUGACUGUUGUUAAAUUAAGUAAAACUUAAUGAUAUUAGGAAUUGACUUAGUUUUCAUUUUCUAGAAACGUUUAGUCUGCAAAAUAUAAAAUAGUAAAAUGAUCAUUUUGUAUGCUUCACAAGAAUUUUAUAGUAACAGUUUGUAUCACUUUCACCAAAUGUUAUUUAUUAUUUUUUAUUUAUAUGUCAAAUUUCACAUUAAAUUUAAUUGAAAUUGUUCCUCAAUUAUGUAUCAAGGUAAACCAUAAAAUAUUAACUUGAGUAUAAUAUAUGAUCUGUGAUUUUAAUUUAUUAUUUUUCAUACUACAGUAAUUUUUUUAUAGUUUACACAAUUUAUAAUUUAAUAUAAAAGAUACAUUAAUUUAUGUUAGUUUUACAUUCAUAAAUUUGAGAACUUUGUUUAAAUUAUUUAUCAUAAGAACAUAUCAGUUGUGUGAAAGUUGUACUUAAAGUGCACAAAAAUUAUAAUUAAUUGAAAGAGCAAUUAUUCAAAGUUCAUCUUGUUUUCCACUUUUAUUUGAGGAAGUUAACUCAUAACUGCCCUUUAAAAUUGUUUAUUCUUUAAUUAUACCCUGUGUGAUUAAGGUGAACUUUGAAAACACAAUCAAUAUCCCUAUUGUAAUUUAGUUUGCAAAUUGUGAUACUACAUGCAGUUUUAUUAAAUACUAUUUCUUGGCUACCAAAAAAUGUCUAUAAUGUUAAGCAUUUUAGGUUGCCAUAACUAAAUUUCUGGAAAUGCCUUAAAUUACUUAGCAAUUUUAUGAAUAUAUUCUAUUUUACAAUUAAUAUUGGUGCUAAAUUAUCUAAUGCAUGUAUACAUAAACUUUUACAUUUGUAGUAUUUGUACAAAGUGUGACGCUAUCAAUUAAAUAAAAUAUUAUAAACAA
Molecule: messenger RNA, 2236 nt
Organism: Aethina tumida (small hive beetle)
Lineage: Eukaryota; Metazoa; Arthropoda; Insecta; Coleoptera; Nitidulidae
Product: galactosylgalactosylxylosylprotein 3-beta-glucuronosyltransferase I
Exons: 5
Coding region: 308-1267 (319 amino acids)
Biological process (GO): chondroitin sulfate proteoglycan biosynthetic process; carbohydrate metabolic process
Cellular component (GO): Golgi membrane
Molecular function (GO): galactosylgalactosylxylosylprotein 3-beta-glucuronosyltransferase activity
Source: RefSeq, a predicted model, not a curated record